UGGCAUGCCAUGCCAUGGAGUUAUGGAGAGUGAUACUUUCAAGUGGCUUACGGGGAUCCGUUACCAUAUCUAACCAUGGCGGAUUGGAAAAGAGCCCUGGGCUUCACAGAUAGGUUAACCGCCAUCCAAUCUUUGACGACAGCUUAUCAGCGCGCUUCAUCUUCUGCCGCAUUUGUAGAGGCACAGACUCAAGCAAAGCAAUUUGAGUGUGAAGCCUAUGAUCAGGCCACAUCGAAGGAAGAAUAUGAUCAGCUAUGCCAGAAAGCUAUCGACGACGCAGAAGCUACGGGCUCAGUCGCUCCUGUAAUUAGUAGCCUCAAUCCGUUACAAGAUGCUGAAGAGGUAGGUAACUGGUCUGUGGGUGAAGAUAUUGGCCCGUACAGGGCGUGUCUCCAUCAUUUUGACGGGCUUCAUUCUACUAUCUACAAGUGUAGGGGCGCAGACGGGGCCCUGGUUGCUGUUAAAGUCACUGUACCCCAUCUUUUAACACCGCCACACAACGCAAAGUGUGAAGCUCAACUCUUGCGGGAAACUGCUGGAGAGCAUGUGAUACCUUUGCUGGAGACCCUGAAACUUGAUGGGGGACGGUUUCUUCUAGUGUUUCCCUUCAUAAAUCAUGACUUUGAACAUUUGCUGCGUCGGGGCAUGUUGACUGCCACCCAAACCAGGUCUCAUUUGCACGAUUUGUUUCGCGCACUGGCGCAUAUCCACGAGUUGGGAGUCAUACAUCGGGACAUAAAGCCUUCGAACAUUCUGUUGAGCUCGCCUGAUGGGCCAGCCUACUUGGCAGACUUUGGCAUCGCUUGGAAGGACGGGCAUAACGUUUCUGAGCCAGCUGACAAGAAAAUUACGGACGUGGGAACCACAUGCUAUCGACCUCCUGAGAUAUUGUUUGGUUAUAAAGGAUAUGGAACAUCUCUCGAUCUUUGGGCGGCUGGGUGCCUGGUCGCAGAAGCUGUGGCUGUAGGGCACCAACAGCUAUUUGACUCGGGGCCCGUUGGGAGUGAUCUGUCUCUUAUUCAAUCUAUAUUUCAGACCCUAGGUACUCCGGACCAGGAGAUAUGGCCGGAAAUAGAGAAACUCCCGGAUUGGGGCAAGGUGGAAUUCUUCAAGUAUCCUGCCAAGUCGUGGGAUGAUAUUCUCAGAGGGGCCUCUUCGAAAGGUCGUGAUCUUGUCACACAAUUGGUCCGUUAUGAGAGUAGCCAGCGUAUUUCCGCUAAAGAGGCUCUAGAGCAUCCCUAUUUUUCGGCAUAAUUGAUACGGGAUACCGUGAAUCACAUGCUACGGGGAGACAAGCGAUCUCAAGAAGGAUGGGAAAACAAAGAAAAUUAGGGGAAACAGGAAAAGAAUCAAUCGGUCCACUGGAUAAGCGUUCAUUUGACGAAGAUUGUACGCCAUAUGGCGGCCUGCUGCGGUCAACAAUCAGGCCGGGUCCCACCAGCAUCUUUUAGGCGUUUCAGCAUUUUUGACGGCUUGGAAUCUCCAGACGAUCACGCAUAAGGCACGAGGACUAUCGGCACUAACCGCUGGGGAAGCCUUCGGUCAACUUCAGUCUCAGGAAAAUGCCAACUACUCUGUCCACCUCCC
Aspergillus alliaceus is the source of this 1587-nucleotide messenger RNA. RefSeq names its product putative cell division protein kinase (Ctk1). Lineage: Eukaryota; Fungi; Ascomycota; Eurotiomycetes; Eurotiales; Aspergillaceae. Gene Ontology annotation, molecular function: ATP binding; cyclin-dependent protein serine/threonine kinase activity. The coding region runs from base 76 to 1254 and encodes 392 amino acids. Gene Ontology annotation, biological process: protein phosphorylation. Gene Ontology annotation, cellular component: nucleus; cytoplasm. The transcript is spliced from 5 exons. The record is from RefSeq and is a predicted model, not a curated record.